UCACCUCCAAGAGAAGAUAAUCAUGAGAGAGCCACACCAGAGUGAUCCAAAAAACUCAGAAAGAAUGCUUAAAACUGAGAAUCAUUCAUGCCCUUCUCAUCACCAUGAGUUCCAUUUCUAGUCCAGCCAUAGACACACCAACAACAAAACACAUCAUGACCUCGGAUUCCCAUGGUUUGUCAGAUUCAAGGACAAUAGGGGAACGUGUGUGUGCAGCGUUGACGCCAUUGAUGGUGGCUGUCGCAGGUUGUUUGGGUUAUUGCUCAAACAGCGUUGUGCAGGAGAACAAACGUUGUCCCUACACUGCUGAGGAUUUCGCAACCCUUGCUGCUUCAACAAGAUUCACAAUUAAGGAAGUGGAGGCAUUGCAUGUGUUGUUUAAAAGGUUAAGCAGCACCCUAAUCGAUGAUGGUUUUAUUCACAAGGAGGAGCUUCAAUUGGCAUUGUUUCAGACACCAAAUGGAAAAUAUUUUUUCUUUGAUCGAGUUUUUGAUGUUUUUGACCAAAAAAGAAAUGGUGUAAUUGAGUUUGACGAAUUUGUCCUUGCUCUCAGUGUUUUCCAUCCAUAUGCCCCCAUAGGUGAAAAGAUUGAUUUUGCAUUUAAGCUCUAUGACCUCAACCAAACUGGAUUUAUCGGAAGAGAGGAAGUGAAGCAAAUGGUUGUAGCCAUUUUGAUUGAAUCAGACGUGAAUCUUCCUGAUGAUCUUCUUGAUGCUAUUGUGGACAAGACAAUUGCUGAUGUGGAUAAGGACAGUGAUGGUAAAAUCAGUAAAGAAGAUUGGAAAGCUUUUGUGAGUGAAAAUCCAUCCCUCUUGAUGAACAUGACACUUCCUUACUUGAAGGAUAUCACCAUUGUGUUUCCAAGUUUUCUUUUCAAAUAAAGGAGGCAGAAAUUUAAAGGCCAUGCUUUUGUUAUCUUGGCAUCAAUGUUAAUAAAUGUUAAUUAGAAAUAAAUUCUACAAUAGAAACUGUAUGUGGAUAAUUAUAUGUAUUAGUUAUGUAUUAGAAAGUGGUUUUUGUAUUAUAAUGUAUAGGGAAUAAGUUAGUGAAGUAA
This is a messenger RNA of Vigna umbellata (rice bean), 1054 nucleotides long. Its product is annotated as calcineurin B-like protein 7. Gene Ontology annotation, biological process: calcium-mediated signaling. The record is from RefSeq and is a predicted model, not a curated record. Gene Ontology annotation, molecular function: kinase binding; calcium ion binding. NCBI's taxonomy places the organism in Eukaryota, Viridiplantae, Streptophyta, Magnoliopsida, Fabales, Fabaceae.